AUGGAUACACUUAAUCUUCGUCUUGCUGAAGAAAAAAAUUUUCAUAGUGAAAUUCUUCUAUUUUCAUUCAAUCCAGAACAUGAUAUUAUUGUUGUGUGUUCAGCAAAUGGCGAUGUUAUUGCUUAUCAAGCAUAUAUUCGUAAAGUUUGGGCAUUAGGUACUCGAAAUCAACGUAAAAAACCUGUUAGUCUAGCAUGGCGACCUGAUGGACAAGUUCUUGCUGUAACAUUUUCCAAUCGUUCACUUGUAUUAGCAUCAGUUCAAGAUGGUCAUUCAUUAUUAACUGAAACAUUACCAUUUGAAAUUCGUUCUUGUAAUUGGAUUGAACGACAGCAAGAUGAAAAUAAUCAUAAUGAAUUUGAAUCAAUACCUAUUGAUGAUUAUCUACCUGUUCUCGUAGAUUUACCAUCUAUUAAUCGAGCAAGAAAACAUGUCAUUGAUCCACCUGAUGAUCUUUUUUCACUUGAUAAACAAACAAAACUAAAUAUUUUAAUUUUAUUCGGUACAAAUGAUAUUCUUCUUCGAGCAUUUGGUCUUUGGCCAUUACUUCUUAUUAAUCGUACAUCAUUACCUACUGAUCAAAGUCUUUUAUCUGUUACAAUGUCAUCAUCACUUGAUACUUUAUGUCUGUUAACAAAAUGUGAUCUAUCAGUUAAUUAUUCAUUAUUUGAAUGUACAUCAUUUUUAUCUGAUUAUCAUCAUGAUUAUUUUCAUUUAACACGUUCACUUUGUCGUAUAAAAAGUUUAAUUUUAUUUAAUGAUAAAAUUUUAACAACAUUAACUGAAUUAACAACAAAAUGUUUUUCGGAUUUUCAAUCACGUGUUAAUACAUUUUGUGAAACUAUUCAACAACAAGAAAUAAAACAAUGGACAUUUCAAUGUGAAUUAAUGUCAUUAUUAGCAACAGGAAAUUGUUCGGAACAUAUGCAACAAAAUUUUUUUGGUAAUAUUUUUGAUUAUGGUUAUGCUAAAAAAUUAGUUACAUCGUUUGAUGAAACAAGAAUUAAAUCAAAAGAAUUAAUUGUUAUGUUUGGAAGAACAAUUGAACAUAUAUUUGGAUAUCUUGUAGAAAUUAAAGGUUUACAACAAUGGUAUGGAAAAUUUGAUCAAAUUGAAUUUGAUACAAAUAUUCUUCAAUCAUGUUUGUCUAAUGCUGGUAGUCUUCUUCUAAAGAUCAAUGAAUAUACCGAUUUCAUUCAUGAAAUGUCAGAUGUUUAUACUUUCUUCUUACGUUGGCUUGGUUUCGUUGCUCAUCAAUUACAUACAUCUAAACAUAAUACAAGUACACAUCAUGAUGAACAAAUUGAAUGUACAGAAGCUGAUUGGGAUCAUUUAAUUGAAUUUAUUGAUUCUUAUUGUUCAUUUGAUGAACCUGUACUUGAUAUAUUUUCCAUGUAUUUAAAAUCUGAAAAUUUGCCUGAAAGUCUUACACGUAAUUCUGCUUAUCGAAAACUAUUUGAUCAUUCAAACACUAAUACUAAUAACAAUAAACAUACUGUGUUUUCACCUAAACCACGACGAUCUUUAUUAGGUGCUUAUCAAGAUCUAAAACAAUCUAUUACUAAAGCAUUUGAAGUCCGAACACAAAAUUCAAAUAUUCAAACAAAUAAAUCAUUACCAUUACUUGCUUCAAUACCAAUUGAUCAACAAUCUUCUUCAACAAUUGAAUUUGAUCAUCGUCGAAGUCAACAUGCAAUUAGCUACAUCGUCCAACAAAAUUCUCUACAAUUUCAUUUAAUUAAUUAUACAUCAACAAGUAAACAAUGCAUCGUUCGAUUGAUUGAUCUUCAACAAAUUUUUGGUCCUCAUCGUUCCAUAGUUAAUUUUAAAUUUUAUGAUGAUGAUAAAUUAGCUAUUGUAUGUAGUAAUACAGCCGAUUUAAAUAAUGGAAAUAAUAAUGAAAUACCAUUAUUUAAUAAAAAUCAUCAAUCAAGCUUAAUGAUUAUUAAUUUUAAAUCAUCUAUAGAUUCUCAAACAGUUGAUUUCAUAGGAAAUAAUACAAAUAUUAUUUUAACUUAUUCAUUAAAAGAUAUACCAGCAAAAUUGACUGUUGAUGGACGACGCAAUUUAAUUGCAGUGUGGUCAAAAAAUCGAAAGCUUAGUACAUUUAUACAUAAUCCAUCGGAUGAUCUAACUCAAGGUUCAUCAUCGUCGUCAUCUCAAGCUCCAAGUCGAAUGGAUGAUGAAAGUACAUUAGUACAAUCAGGUUCAAUCACAACAACAAUGAUUUCAUCUCAAGAGAAUUCAAAUAAAAACUUAUUGAUUCGACAUGGUAGUAGUUCAAUAGCAGAUGAUGAUGAUGAUGAUAGAAAACGGAAAAAAAGACGAAAUCGUACAACAUUUACAUCAUAUCAACUUGAAGAAAUGGAACGUAUUUUUCAAAAAACUCAUUAUCCAGAUGUUUAUAUUCGAGAACAACUUGCUCUACGUUGUGAUUUAACAGAAGCAAGAGUACAGGUUUGGUUUCAAAAUCGACGUGCUAAAUGGCGUAAACGUGAACGAUAUGCUAAUCUACCACAAAUGCGUGCAUUAACUCUACCAACACCAAAUCCCUAUGAUAUUUCAUUCUUAUCCGCAACUAAUAAUCAAUAUCCUUCCUUGACAACCGGUAAUAGCUGGUGUCCAUCAUCAGCAACUUCACUGAAUCAUUUUCCUCUUCGAGAUCAUUAUUCAUCAGCAGAUACAUCAUCUACUUCUGUAUUGAUGUCCAAUGCUUUACCAAAUUUUAUGAAUAUGCCCUAUGUAUUUCCGUCAUUAUCACAUACAUCUUCAACAAAUAAUUUCAAUUCUUCUUCAUAUAUUGGAUAUAAUAUUCAUUCAGAUCAUCGAAAUACUUCUCUUGCAGCAUUACGUCUCAAAGCUCAUGAACAUAGUGUGGCAUUUGGUGGUUUAUAA
Molecule: messenger RNA, 2895 nt
Organism: Adineta steineri
Lineage: Eukaryota; Metazoa; Rotifera; Eurotatoria; Adinetida; Adinetidae
Source: the annotation of a GenBank genome assembly